This is a messenger RNA of Portunus trituberculatus (swimming crab), 5397 nucleotides long. Its product is annotated as hemicentin-1-like. Bases 1249 to 3789 code for a protein of 846 amino acids. The record is from RefSeq and is a predicted model, not a curated record. Lineage: Eukaryota; Metazoa; Arthropoda; Malacostraca; Decapoda; Portunidae. The transcript is spliced from 16 exons. Gene Ontology annotation, molecular function: protein binding.
CCUACUGGUGAGGGGAGGACGCUUCGUCGCGCUCUGCACGACCGCUUUUCGCUGCCUCACCCUCUCCGCCCCAGACCGCUCGCGACGCCUGUCUCCAGGUAAUCCUGGGCGCCGCCACGAAGGAGAAGGAUACAACCCCACAUGGCGGCAACGGGUGCCAGUGGGGCGUCGUAACGUGUGCAAACUUUAUAUCCCGUCUCUUUCUGCCUCUACUUUCUCUCUUUUUUUGUGUGUGUAUUGUCUCCCUGUGUGUUCCGGUCGUUUAUAUGUAACGAGAAUAGAUAAGCCAAGUGCCAAAAACCUGGCAGUGAAUGUGACCCCUAACCACUCAAGGGAGAAAGAGGCGAAACUCGUGCGUGUGAGAGUGGCAAGUCAAGUGAACAAGCGAGCGAGCAAGCAAGCAAGCAAGCGAGAAGUAGAGAGCAAGGUAUCCGGGCCAAGUGAAUAGUACUUCAGCGAGAGAAGCAGCAACCGUGUGUGCUUUUGGAGAGCAGUGAGAGGUAACCAGUUUUCUCGGAUGGUGCCUUUGCUCUCUUCCUUAACGCUGAGGCAGCCCAAGUUUUGUGAGUGGGACACCUCAACGCUGCGUCUUAGCUUCCUCUCCCAGCCUAGACUGCAGGGACACCUUUAUUGAGUGACUGUAUGCUUCUUUACUUCCUCUUUGGAGCAUCGGUAGGCCCUGGCCUACAACCUCUACAGUGAUUCCGACCGAAACUUGUCUGUGAACUUGAAGAAAAGUACUCCUGAAGGCGAGUUUGUGUCGUAUUGGUCUGUCAUCUACGUAGCGUCGCCGUCUUAAUAUUUUCUUUAGUGGAAACUUAGCGAUGUGAUGUUGCAUUAGAUAGCUGUCAAAACGUUACUACUACUAUUACUAUUCGUCUCCUUUACUCCAGUUACUAGUAUUACUAUCAAUACUGUUAAUACUUGUACUGCCAUCCUAUGGAGAUUCCUAAAGUCAUUUCCUGCCUGCUACCUACGUCUCACUGGGAUAUAGCUUAAAGUCACCUGCGCGAUCCUUAGCAUCCAGGUGGAGGAGUUUUAGGUGACAUAUUUCAGGAAAAAAAUUGCAGUCAUAGCAGGACGUACCCGUGUGAGUGCCGGAUCCUGGAGACACACCUUCGCAUCAAAGCCAUCCAGGUGAAAAACACUGGUUGUUCUUGGCUGUCAUUUGCGCGCCGCUGGGAUGAGGGACACCUGCCAAGGUGUGUGAGGAAGGGAGGUACAGGUGUCAAGUGCUCUGCCUCCACCAUGAAGAGCAUCACCCUCCCUCUUCCUCCCUCUGUGGGUCUCCUCCUCCUCUUCCCCAUCUUUUUAGUGCUGCUAUUCCUCUGCUCGCACGCCUCGGCCGCCUACACCUUCGAGACCUCAGAGUCGGAAGGAGAGACGUCGAAGGUGGAGGUGGUGGAGGGAUACAACGCGUCCCUCCCUUGCUCCAUCACCUCGCCUCCUCACGACACAGCGGUGCUCACUCUCUGGUACAUUGGCUCCGGGGAGACGCCUGUGUAUAGUUACGACCAGAGGCACAUAGAGCGCACGUCGGACUGGUCAGAAAAGGCAGUGUUCGGGGGCCGCGCCAGGUACCUUCCCUACGAACACCCGCCUGUCUUGCACCUGACCAAUGUGACCACCACGGACGCCCGCCGCUACCGAUGCCGCGUUGACUACAAGGAAACCAACUCCCGCCAGGCUUGGGUGGAGCUCUCUGUUAUAGUUCCUCCGAGCAAGAUUGAAAUCAUCAACAGAGUAUCGCCAGUGGAGCUAGGGGAGAUGAACGACGUGGGAUGCAGAGUGAGUGGAGGGUCUCCGCCAGCGCGCGUGGUGUGGAUGCAGGCCGGCAAGGUGGUGGACAACAACGCCACGGUGACUCCCUCGGGCACUACCGUGAACGAUCUGCAGGUUCCCGCAUCCAGAAGGGACCUGCGACUGCCCUUCACCUGCCAAGCCUCCAACAAUGACGUGACAGCGCCUCUUGUGGCCACGCACCACCGCAACGUUAGCUGCGGUCCUCUUAGCGUCAGUGUUACGUCGGAGGACAAGCCGCUGGUGGCAGGUCGCAGCGCAGAGCUAGUGUGCACGGUGGUAGGCAGCAACCCGCCGCCUCUCAUCACAUGGUUCCUGCAGGGCAAGCAGGUGGCGUCGCAGAAGUCUAAGAUGGAGAUGACCGGCAACGUGACUGUAAGCAUGUUGAGACUACAGGUGGAGAGACGCCACCACCGCAGCCAGCUGGUGUGCCGCGCCCAGCACCCCACGCUGCCCCGGGAGACCAAGGAAGACAUCUUUGUUCUCGACGUCUCCUAUAAGCCUCUCGUUAACCUCACCCUCGGCCGUACCCUGAACGCCCGCAACCUCAAGGAAGGCAUCGACCUCUUCUUCGAGUGUUCCAUCGACGCCAAUCCUCGGCCCUACAAGAUUCGCUGGCUCCAUCAGGGCGAGGAACUGGUGCACAACGUGAGCGCCGGAGUGAUCGUGGGUGAUGCGACACUGGCACUGCAGGCGGUCAAGAGGCACAGGUCAGGCCGCUACGAGUGCGAGGCGUCCAAUGUCGAGGGGGACUCCCGUAGCAAUGACGUCAGCAUCAACAUCAAAUAUGCCCCUCGCUGCGCCGUGGCCCCAGCCUUAAGAGGUGUGGCGCUGCUGGAGCGAACCAACAUCACAUGUGCUGUUGACGCCGACCCUGUGAACGUCUCCUUCAACUGGACUUUCAACAAUUCCCUCAGGCGUGACCAAGACCAGACCCUCCCCAGUAGCAGGUACACGCAGGAUGGGCUUCGCAGUACCCUCACCUACACUCCAACCAGCGAGCGGGACUAUGGCACCCUGCAGUGUUACGCUACCAAUGUCGUGGGCAAGCAAGAAGAGCCGUGUUCCUUCACCCUCAUAUCGGCAGGACCGCCGGAGGAAGUCAACAAUUGCACAGUACUCAACGUGACGUCACACUCCGCUGGCAUCAGGUGUUUGUCUGGUUUCGACGGCGGCCUGCCACAGCGCUUCCUCCUGCAGGUUUGGGAGGCAGAGUCCGGGCUGCUGAUGGUCAACACUUCUAGUUCUAGCCCAGUAUUUGCCGCGCGCCCCCUUGAACCCGGCAGGACCUACAAAGCAUCAGUGGCUUCGUACAACAGCCGAGGCCGCGCUACCCCCAGCCGGCUCCUCUUUCUCACUCUGAAAGAAGCUGAGAUGCAUAAAAGCCUGCCGUCGAUGGUGGAGCCCUCGCCACUCGUGCUGAUCCUCGGAGUGAUUACCGGCGUGUUGGUAGUAGUGGGCGCCCUCCUGCUGGCGGUGUGGCUCGUAAAGGAGAGAAGAAGCCACGGUCAUCAUGAUUCCGCCACAGUCACCCAAAUCGUUUUGAAAGACAACAACCCGGAUCUAUUGAGUGUGGAGGCUCCGGAGGAAGGUGUGGGCGUGAGGGUGAACGGCUCGGUGAAGGCAGCUCAGUAUGCCCCUCCCAGCAGCGGCGGCGCCCAAGAGGUGGCCAGUUAUCAGAGGUAUGAAGAAGAUGCAACCUCCCUCUACGGUUCCUCAUCUCCCGAGGCCACUGAAAGAACACGACUCACCACCUCCUCCAACACCUCUGCCUCUAAAGGAGGGGGAGGAGCGGCUGCUGUGACAGGAAGAGGCGGGGGAAGUCUCGGAGUUAACCUUCUGCGAGGUGGUCUCGGUGGAAGCGGCGGAGCAGUGGUGGGAGGAGGGGCCGCUGCGUCUCUGCCAAUCGUGGAAGCAGGCGAGCAGGACCUGAGAAGACAGACUACUGUCAGGCUGUUCAUGAGCGGCAGCCCCGAGGUGUCCUUCUGAAGGUUUGCGAGAUAACACCUCCCAGUUCUCCGUAGCCCAGAUACUCUAUACUAAUAAAUUCCGAGGCUCCGAACGCCUCGAAGCUCUUUGAGAUUUGCACUGUAGCUUGAUGUCCUUUUACGCCCAAAUCGAGUUUAGUUUUAGGUAAAGAGUUCUCCGAAGCCUCAUUAAAGCCGGAAGAUUUAAAUGAAAGUACAUCAUAAUUAAUCCUCCGAAGCUAAUGAAAAAAGAAAAAAAAAUAUGUAGCGAUGUGGAUGUAAAAAAUUGAAACUGCUGUCUCUGGACAAUAAACCAAAGCAUAAAAAAAUAGAACUCCAUUGGGGCUGUGACUUCAAUGGAGCGCAAAUCCUCGACCUCUGUGAAACGCGCAAUUUACGUGUUGUGGAGCAGGAAAGAGACGGUCCUCGAAGCCGCUUAGGAAACAGAAAAACUCCUAAUAACCAAAGGCAGCGGAAAAGAAUUCAUAAGUGAAAGUUAACAGUGAUUGGCGAAAGAGAGUGGCUGGAUUCUCGCCCAGGCUUGCAGCGCACAGAAAGCAAGAGGAAAUAUGCACACUUUCGUACAUAGUGGGCGCGAAGUACGAUGUGCCGUGAGGAGAAAAACAAUGAGCAUACCGUCACAUGCGACCGACGCGGAAGUGAAGGAAAGGGAACAAAACGAAAAGGGAAAGCAAGAAGAUGGAUAUGAAAGGCGAGGUGAGGACGAUGCUGGCACAGAUUACAUAAAGACAGUGACUGGAUGGAAAAGCGAACGUAAAGAGAAAUGUGACGAAAUCCUGUGGAAGGACACGGUAACUCGCCAAGAAUCAGAAUCGAAAAGCUGAGAGAGGAAAGAGGAACAGGAAGAAAGAAACAUAGCACUGCAGUUCCUCCUUUUUUUUCUUUUUCCUUGACCAUUACAGAGUCUGGACUUGUUUUCGAAACCCUGGUCUCUCAAGGACUUAGUGUUGUUUUUUUCUUUCUUUCACUCUUUUUUGUUUCACCUUAUUUUGUAUUUUCCCUUUUCUCUGUAUCCUCAGCGUUUUCUUGGGCGAACGCGUUUCCUGUGCAGAAUGUGCGGGUGCGUAUGUUGCGUCUGUUGUCCAAAUACGAAGAUGAUUGAGUUAUAACGUUCCUCGUCUGGGUUUGAUGGCCUUUGAUACUGCAGCAGCCUUGCCCCGAGACCAAGCAAGGGGGGAGAUGAAAACACGAAAAAAGUGCACAGUACGAAAGAAGUAAACCACCAUAGAGUAAAGUGAGCGUGGAAGGAGAACAGCAAUGUUUUUAACUCUAAUUCUCAUUUGAUGAGAAAGGAAACUCACAGUAAUGGUAUUUUACUAAUGUUGAAGGAAUUUCACGGUGUCAUUAAGGUAAAGUGUGUUAAUCAGGCGGCGUCUCAGGUACUGUAAAGGAUCUCACUAAUAAGGUACGUCAGGUGCUCAUGACGAGCAGGUACGUGAAGGUUACCUGGAUGAAAUUGUAUGUUAAAGGAGGAGCUAUUAGUUUCGGCGUCAGGAAGUAAGGCUUCACUCUUUUAAAAUUGGAUGUUUCUUGAUUCGUUUGUAUUUGUAUAUACGUGGUAUGUGUGUGUGUGUGUGUGUGUGUGUGUGUGUGUGUGUGUGUGUGUGUG